Penicillium salamii is the source of this 942-nucleotide messenger RNA. The record is from the annotation of a GenBank genome assembly. NCBI's taxonomy places the organism in Eukaryota, Fungi, Ascomycota, Eurotiomycetes, Eurotiales, Aspergillaceae.
AUGGCAACAAAGCCCAACUUCGGCGUCUAUACGCCAUUGGUCACAUUCUUCGAGGAGGACGAGUCUCUCGAUCUGAAAAGUACCUUAGCUCAUGCGAAGCGCAUGGCUGAAGGCGGAGUUACCGGACUCGUGCUCCAGGGAAGCAAUGGAGAGGCUCCUCAUCUGGAUCAUAGCGAGCGCCAAUCUUUGGUUCGCGCUGUUCGCGAUCACCUAGACCAUCUGGCCUAUACGGAGCUGCAGUUGAUUGUCGGCUGCGGUGCGCCCAGUGUGCGGGAAACACUAUCUUACAUCUCAGAGGCUAAAGCUUCUGGUGCCGAUUUUGCCCUUGUGUUGCCACCGGCAUAUUGGGUUGCAGCCAUGAAUGCACCUGUCAUUGAAGGCUUCUUCCAAGAUGUCGCAUCUCAAUCCGAGCUUCCCAUUCUGAUUUACAACUUCCCUGGCGUGACGGGAGGCAUCGACAUCAGUUCCGACUCGAUCAUCCGCCUAGCCAAGUCAAACCCCAAUAUUAUCGGCUGCAAACUCACCUGUGGCAAUGUCGGGAAGCUCCAACGUGUCUCAUCGGCACUUUCAGGGACCUCAUUUGCCACUUUUGGUGGAAAGUCGGAUUUCUUCCUACCCGCGCUCGUCGCCGGGUCCAACGGGAUCAUUGCCGCUCUCGCGAACAUAGUACCCAAGUUGCAUGUACAGGUGCUGCGCUAUUAUGAGAAGGGUGAUCUGAAGGCGGCACAAGAGCUUCAAUCUAAACUCAGCCAUGCCGACUGGGCUCUCACCAAGGUGGGUAUUGCCGGCGUCAAAGCUAUUGUGUCCCACCAUUUCGGAUACGGUACGGGCCGUGGACGCAGGCCACUGGGGAACACAACUAUUACGAGUAUGAGUGAAGAAGCCGUGGCACCAAUAAAUGAGGUGGUUGAUUUGGAGAAGCUUUUGAGACAAGGUGCAUAA